AUGGAAGCUAGAAAAAGAUUUAUGUCUAUUGAUCCAACUAAGAUUCCAGAUCCUCCAAUGCCAUCAUAUACUUUUGCACUUUACAAUCGCGGUUUAUUUGAAAAGUCAAAGUUCAAAGACUAUGACUCAUUACUUGAAAAUAGGCUUGCUCGUUCUCAAGCUAGAGCGAAGAAUUUGGCUAUGAUUCUCGAGAACAGUAACAUGAUUGGUGAGAAUGGAGCUCGGACAAGGCCACAAGGAGCACAUAAGAGUAAAAGGGACAACGGAAAUGUUCCGAAAACAACAAGUCUACAAUUCGCAGAUGGUGAGUAUGUAGCAUCUUUUAUUCUUGGUACUGAUCAACAAACUACAAGGCACUUGCUAAUAGACACAGGCAGUGAUUUAGUUUGGUGGCAAUGUGGGCCAUGUGCAGAAAAUAAGUGUUAUGAACAAAAAACUGAACCUUUAUAUGAUUUAUUUAAGUCAAAAACAUAUCGAAAACUCGAUUGUGUUGCAGAAAGUAGAAAUUGUGUAUUCAAAUCCAAGGUUAUUGACUGUAUUCCGCAAGGUAAUACGUGUAUCUAUGAUUACAAAUACGGGGAUGGAUCAAGAACAAGAGGUUGGAUUGCAAAAGAUGUGAUUACUUUUGUUUUAGACCAAAAUCAGGUAAGCAUUCUUUUUGGAUGUGGCAGAGAUCAAACGAGUGGAUCAGCUUUUAGUCGUGAAUUUUCUGGAAUUGCUGGCCUCGGACGAAGAGUAAAUGUAGGUGGAUAUUCUUUACAAUCGCAAUUUAAGGUGGAUAUAAUGGCCUUAUGUCUACCGGAGUUUUACUCCACAAAAACAUCUACAAUUAGCUUCCACACAACACCAUUUAAGAAAAAAACAUCAGCAAGACUAUUACCAAGUUCCAGAUUGCCUACAUAUUAUUUCAUCAACCUUUUUAAAGUUUUUAUUAACAAUAAGGAAGUCCCAUGGUUCCCAUCACUGUCGCGGAAUUUUGGAAAUGACAUGACCGGUAGUUGCUUCGUGGAUACAGGAGUAACUGUCACCAGUUUCCCUCAAGAUUUUUAUACAGUAUUCCGUGAUACAUUCAGAAAGGAAGUAAAUAUUCCUGUGUAUGAUGCUCCACUUGGAAAUUUUGACACUUGCUAUAUGGUGGAUCCAGGUGUGGUACCAACUUUCCCCGUUGUGAAGAUGUACUUCGGUCAACAAAACCCAGAAAAUUUGUUGUUACUAGAACAAAAACGAGUCGUGGUUCAUGAGAGGGGGCUAUUCUGUAUGGCUUUUACGAAAUGGGACCAACCCCUCGCAAUUAUAGGAAGUUAUCAACUCCAAGGUAUAGGAUUAACUUUUGAUACAGCAACAGAAACUUUGUCUUUUGAAUUAGAUGCAUGUAGUUAA
Solanum stenotomum is the source of this 1380-nucleotide messenger RNA. RefSeq names its product aspartic proteinase nepenthesin-1-like. Gene Ontology annotation, biological process: proteolysis. Bases 1 to 1380 code for a protein of 459 amino acids. Lineage: Eukaryota; Viridiplantae; Streptophyta; Magnoliopsida; Solanales; Solanaceae. The record is from RefSeq and is a predicted model, not a curated record. Gene Ontology annotation, molecular function: aspartic-type endopeptidase activity. The transcript has a single exon.